AUGCGAACUCCAGGAGCUGAAGACAUUCUUGUCUCCGAAAUCCUCGUCGUUGUAGCAGUAGCCCUCGUCGCAGCUCGUCUCAACCUUCGCCUUCGAAUCCAAAAGCGACGACUUCUUCUCAGCGACAAAUUUAUGGUCGCGGCAUGCAUAUCUGGCAUCAUAGCUGCCGCAUUUACUCCUGCGUUUGCAGCCCUCGAUGCCUUCGAUCCGAAAGUACACUCGACGCUUCAGGGAUACAGUGGUAACGGGAAAAGACUUCGACUUAUACUGAAGCUGCUCUUCGCUUCUAAUUUCCCAUUUUAUACGACACUCUACCUUUGCAAGGCUGUUCUCCUGUCGGUCUACUUGCAGGUAUUCCCAGAGUUUAUGGUCAAGAGACGCAGAUUUCUAUGGGCGACAAUAUGGUUUAUAGCCAUCAGUUAUAUAACGACUAUUCUUCUCAUCCUUUGUAUCUGCCUCCCCCUGCCACGGCAUUGGGAUUUGGACGCCGAUAUGACAUGUCAAGCUUGGACUUAUGCAGUCAAUUUCAACGUGGGCUGGGCCCUGUCGUUUCUUGGAGAUAUACUGGUUUUUAUUCUUCCUUGGCUCAUUGUACCAGCAUUGCAAGUCAAGAGAGCACUGAGACUUGGCAUCUACUUCACAUUUUUGCUUGGAACUGUCAACAUGGCGGUCAGCCUUGUUCGAUUCGUCAUGAUCUUCAAAGCAGGUGCCGACUCAUCGAUAUCAUUGAGCACUAUUGUACUCUGGAGUGCCCUGGAUGUCAACAUUGGCCUUGUAGUCGCGUGUCUGCCAUCAUUACGACCAUACUUUGGAUCACGAAAUCAAUCAGAAAAGCCGAGUUUCGAAAGCAGGAAUAAAGAGAGGCACCGAAGGCCAUCAAAGUUUGGUAUUGACACACUUCGACAUAAUUACAUGAAAUACGACGAGGAGGCUUCGCCUUCGUUUUCUGCACGACACAGUACAAGAGAAGCAUCGCAGUGGGGAAAUUAUGAUGUGAUAUCAGAUGAUGGAAAGAGGAGUUGUACAGAUGUAAGCGAUGUUGCGCUGGUAGAGUUGAGAUUCCCGCCUACCGCUAAAGUAUCAGAGAUAAAACUUUAA
Messenger RNA from Fusarium pseudograminearum CS3096, 1098 nucleotides. RefSeq lists its product as uncharacterized. The record is from RefSeq and is a predicted model, not a curated record. The transcript has 6 exons. Bases 1 to 1098 code for a protein of 365 amino acids. NCBI's taxonomy places the organism in Eukaryota, Fungi, Ascomycota, Sordariomycetes, Hypocreales, Nectriaceae.